UGGGUUAAGGACGAUACAAAAGGCCUACUUUGUGAAUGAUAUUCGAAUAGAUAAUUACAACGAGGAAUACAACCGUCUUUGAUCACUCUGAAAUAUUUGGUCAGGGAAGGAUGAACGCCUGGUCAAUGAUGGGAAAUACAGUGCGCAGAGGAUUUUCUAUGAAACCCUAUUGUGUUGUUUUUCUUUUCAUCGGGCUGCAUGUCGCCUAUGGAGACGUGAGCUACUCUAUCGCAGAGGAGAUGAAACGCGGGUCUGUGAUUGGAAAUAUAGCCAAAGAUCUCGGCCUCGGGACUUCCACUCUUUCCUCGCGUAAAGCUCGCAUUGACACGGACGGGAAUGGCAAGCGGUAUUGUGAUAUUAAUCUGAGCACCGGAGAGUUGUUUGUUACUGACAGGAUCGACAGGGAAGGUCUUUGUGGUAAGAAGGCUACUUGCGUUUUUAAAGAGGAGCUUGUUCUGGAAAACCCUUUAGAGCUUCACCGUGUCAGCAUUCAUGUGCAAGAUAUAAACGACAACGCCCCACAGUUUAGUGAAGACUUGAUAACAUUUGAAAUAAGAGAAUCGGCAGUCAAAGGAGCGAGAUUCUUACUCACUGAAGCCCAUGAUGCAGAUAUUGGUACAAAUGAUGUACAGCGCUACGAUUUACAAAAUAACGAGCAUUUUACCAUUAAUACAGAUACAGAAGGUGGGCGAAAACACUCCGCAUUGGUUUUGGUGAAAGAAUUAGACCGAGAGCAAGAGAAUGAUCUAAAAUUAGCGCUUACAGCUCUCGAUGGUGGAUCUCCACAGAAAUCAGGUACUGCAGUCAUACACGUCACUGUGCUGGAUGCUAAUGAUAACGCCCCAGUGUUCAGCCAGGCCGUUUAUGAAGCCAGUCUGCCCGAAAACUCUCCUCCAGAUACUGUUGUUGUUACAGUGAGCGCUACUGAUGCAGAUGAGGGACCCAAUGGGGAUAUUACGUACAAUUUUGAUCAUGUGUCUAACGAGCAUGUAACUUUAUUCUCACUUGAUCAUAAGACAGGAGAGAUAAGAGUCGCCGGCUCAAUCGAUUAUGAGACUGAAUCCACCACUGAACUGCGAAUAAGAGCAAAAGACGGACCAGGUCUUACCUCGUAUUGUACAGUAAUUAUAGAUAUAACAGAUGUUAAUGACAACCCACCUCUUAUCAGUUUGAAAUCACUGACUAACCCCAUACCUGAGAAUGUGUCACCUGGUACAGAGGUGGGCAUCAUUAACGUGCAGGAUAGAGACUCUGAGAAUAACAGACAGGUCC
Molecule: messenger RNA, 1272 nt
Organism: Epinephelus lanceolatus (giant grouper)
Lineage: Eukaryota; Metazoa; Chordata; Actinopteri; Perciformes; Serranidae
Source: RefSeq, a predicted model, not a curated record